This is a messenger RNA of Zootermopsis nevadensis, 1936 nucleotides long. RefSeq names its product cysteine sulfinic acid decarboxylase. The record is from RefSeq and is a predicted model, not a curated record. Gene Ontology annotation, cellular component: cytoplasm. NCBI's taxonomy places the organism in Eukaryota, Metazoa, Arthropoda, Insecta, Blattodea, Termopsidae. Gene Ontology annotation, biological process: carboxylic acid metabolic process. Gene Ontology annotation, molecular function: pyridoxal phosphate binding; carboxy-lyase activity.
UUCAAUUAUUCACCAUUCUCUGUCAAUGUAGAAGUAAUUAGGAAAUAGGAAGCAUGCCAUAAUUGAUAAUAGCUGAGUUGGGUUGCUAUGUUAGUGAAGAUAUAAGAGACAGUGAGGGGACCUGACAUUCACUUGUUAUUCAAUGGGGAGCAUGAGAAAGAACUGGUUUCACAGCCUACCCAAUGAGGCACUGCAUGCAGAAUUCCUGCAAGAUGUGUCCAAGUUGCUUCUGAAAGAGGCUGUGUUUGCUGGUACACAAAGGAAAAACCCAGUGGUCAGAUUCCAUGACCCUGACCACCUGUAUGAUCUGCUGAAUCUGACACCCACUGAGAAGCCUGCUACACAUACUGAGUUGCUUAAAGCAAUCUGUGAUACCAUUAACUUCAGCGUUAAGACUGGGCACCCAUACUUCAUCAAUCAACUGUUCUCAAGUGUGGAUCCUUAUGGACUUGCUGGGCAAUGGGUGACUGAUGCACUGAAUCCCAGUAUGUAUACAUAUGAGGUAGCACCUGUAUUCACACUUAUGGAAGCUGUAGUAUUGGAGGAAAUAUGUCAACUAGUUGGUUUUCCUUCUGGUGAUGGAAUGUUUUGCCCUGGAGGCUCAUUUGCUAAUGGUACUGCUAUCAACCUGGCCAGAUUCAAAUAUUUUCCAGACAUUAAGAGAGAUGGCCUGGGAUGUGCACCAAAGUUGGUUAUGUUUGCAUCAGAAGAUGCCCACUACUCAGUCCACAAAAUGGCAGCAUUGCUUGGUCUGGGUGAACAGAAUGUGUGUUCAGUACAGACAGAUAAGACAGGGCGUAUGGAUUCAUUAUAUCUAGAGUCGCAGGUGCAGAGGAUAAUAGCUACUGGAGCUGUCCCAUUCAUGGUGGUGGCCACAGCAGGUACAACAGUACUUGGAGCAUUUGACCCUCUGCCUGCCAUAGCUGAUGUGUGCACAAAAUACAAUCUCUGGUUUCAUGUGGAUGCUGCAUGGGGUGGAGGGCUUCUAUUCUCACGUACACACCAUCAUAAGCUUAUUGGACUUGACAGAGCUGAUUCUGUGGUAUGGAAUCCUCACAAGUUGUUGGCAGCUCCCCAGCAAUGCUCGAUGUUGCUGGUGCGACACCCAAACAUCAUCAAAGCCUGUCAUGCUUGCAAUGCUACGUACCUCUUCCAAAAGGAUAAGUUUUAUGAUGUUUCUAUUGACUUUGGAGACAAGUACCUGCAAUGUGGACGAAGAGCAGAUGUGUUCAAAUUCUGGUUUAUGUGGAAAGCUAAGGGUUCAAUAGGAUUUGAAGAGCACGUGAAUGCUUUAAUGGACUGUGCCAGUUACAUAACCACUUCCCUGCGACAACGUCCAAGUUUCAAACUUGUUCUUGAACCAGAGUUUAUUAAUGUCUGUUUCUGGUAUAUCCCUCAAAGUCUACAAGGACUACAAGAACAACCAGACUUCAAUGAAAAAUUGCAUAAGAUAGCUCCACGUAUGAAGGAACUAAUGAUGCGUAAAGGAAGCAUGAUGAUAAGUUACCAGCCGCUGCAAAGCCUUCCGAACUUCUUUCGGUUUGUUGUUCAGAAUUCGGGAGUCACACAUCAAGAUGUUGACUACUUUCUAGAUGAACUGGAUCGCCUUGGUGCCGACUUGUAACCAUAUCUUAACGCUCUGUUGGCCCAUACCCACUAACCUCCAAGUGAGGGGUACAUACAGUAUGUACGAUAUCCCAAAUGUUAGUAAUCAGAGGCGUGAGACAGCGUAUUUAUUUAUAAACGACAAAUACGCAUUGUGAGUUUCUGUGUCUAUAAUCGAAAACAUGGACAAGUAUAAUAAAUCCAUGGAGAGUUACAGAAUAUAAACAUGACAAGAUCAUAUCACGUGUAUGCAUUUACAGUUUAUUACAUUGUUGUUAAAUAUCUUAAAACUUUAAAUUACUGUAUUGUGUCUGACUCAAAUGUAUUUUAU